AGCACUGUAUUGUGGUUACUAUGCAUGACUUGAGCGCGAUCUGUGAAAGAGUGUGUUUACAUCAGCUGUUUUUGCAGUUAUGGCUUUAAGUAGUCUAUUACGAUGUCUAUGAUGGAAAAAUUAGUUGAACAAAGAGUCUGCCUAAAAUUUUGUGUGUCAAAUAAAAUCCCUUGUGCCGAAUCGUUGAAAAUGUUGCAAAAAACCUACAAUGAGUCGUGCAUGUCAAAAACACAGGCCUAUGAAUGGUACAAAGCAUUUAAAGAAGGUCGGGAUGUGGUAUAUGAUUUACCUCGGUCUGGCCGGCCUUCAACAAGUACGAAUGAUGCAAAUAUCGCCAAAAUUAAGCAGCUGGUACUCGAAAAUCGUCGUAUGAGUCUUAGAGAGUUAGCACAAGAGGUCAACAUGUCGUUGAAGUCUGUUCAUAACAUUAUGAUUGAUAUUUUGGGCAUAAAACGCGUUGCCUCACGACUGGUGCCAAAAGAACUCAAUUUUGUUCAGAAAGAGCAUCGAAAGCAGUUUGCUGAAGAUAUGAGUGCCCGUGUAACGACUGAUCCUACUUUUAUAAAACGCAUUAUAACUGGCGAUGAGACUUGGGUGUACGAGUAUGAUAUACAAACAGGCCAGCAAUCUUCAGAAUGGUGUUUUGAAAACGGGUCGACCGCCAAAAAACCGCGUCAAAUUCACUCAAAAAUCAAGGUAAUGCUUGUAGUUUUUUUUGAUUAUCGUGGUGUGGUGCAAUCCGAAUUUCUUACAGAGAACCAAAGGAUGAAUAAAGAAUAUUAUUUAGAUGUAAUGAGGCGUUUGCGUGAGAAUAUCCGUCAAAAACGACAAGAUUUGUGGGAAGCCAAUUCAUGGAUCUUGCAUCACGACAAUACACCAUCACAUAAGGCCAUCGUCGUACAAGAGUUUUUGGCAGAAAAUUCAACGAAUGUGAUUGACCAAACACCGUACUCACCUGACAUGGCCCCUUGUGACUUUUUUCUGUUCCCAAAGCUAAAAUUGUUACUGCGUGGAAAGCGUUUCGAGACGAUUGCGGCGAUAAAAGAAAACUCGCUGAAGGAAUUGAUGGAAAUACCUCAAUCGGCAUACGAAAAAUGUAUGGAGGAUUGGGUUAAGCGCUGGCAUAGUUGUAUUGUACUUGAUGGAGCAUACUAUGAAGGAGACAAAAAAUUUUUCGAUAAUAUUGAUGAUAUUUGAGUGCAUU
Messenger RNA from Teleopsis dalmanni, 1204 nucleotides. Its product is annotated as protein GVQW3-like. Gene Ontology annotation, molecular function: nucleic acid binding. The record is from RefSeq and is a predicted model, not a curated record. Lineage: Eukaryota; Metazoa; Arthropoda; Insecta; Diptera; Diopsidae. Bases 103 to 1197 code for a protein of 364 amino acids. The transcript has a single exon.